This is a messenger RNA of Macrosteles quadrilineatus (aster leafhopper), 1621 nucleotides long. RefSeq names its product 28S ribosomal protein S9, mitochondrial (gene mRpS9). Gene Ontology annotation, biological process: translation. Bases 214 to 1308 code for a protein of 364 amino acids. Gene Ontology annotation, cellular component: ribosome; mitochondrial small ribosomal subunit. The transcript has 11 exons. The record is from RefSeq and is a predicted model, not a curated record. NCBI's taxonomy places the organism in Eukaryota, Metazoa, Arthropoda, Insecta, Hemiptera, Cicadellidae. Gene Ontology annotation, molecular function: structural constituent of ribosome; RNA binding.
UUUUUUUUUUUACCUAUACAAGAAAUGUAGAUCCCUAAGUGAAAAUAGUAAAUUUUUGCAUUGUGUAGUUACACCGUGUUAAUAACAUUGAAUUUGUAUUCCUGCAUUUACUUCAUAAUAUUAAACAUACAGAAAAAGUUAUGGUAUCAGUCUAACUUAUUUGUUUUUACAUAGUUUAUUACCUUGUUUAAAAACAUAACCUCUAAAGUUAAAAUGUUUACAGUUAAAAAUAUAGUGUUCAGUCAUACGUUUUCGAAGCCUAUCAAACUUUGUUCUGCGCUGUCCAAAAAUGUUGUAUUGCAAGAACAUCUGGUUACCUCCAUUCGUAAGCUUAGUAUUACAAAGUGUUUGAGGGAACAAAACGAUGAUCAACUUGUGGAACAUGGCAUCAAAGAAGAGAAGUCCAGUAAAGCGAUGCGAGCGUACCUGGAGAGAUCACAAGCCUACAAUAAGUUCAUGGAACAAGAAGAGGUUGAGUUUAAGACAGGAAAGCGACACCUGGCCAACAUGAUGGGAAAAGAUCCCGAGACAUUUACUCAGAAAGAUGUUGACGAAGCAAUUGCCUAUCUUUUCCCCUCUGCGUUAUUUGUAAAGAAAACUAGACCUUUGAUGAAACCACCAGCUGAAGUUCAUCCUCCUAAGAAAGAAGCGGAGUUUGACGAAACAGGACGGCCUCACCAUUACCUGUUCUAUACUGGGAAACCUAACUUGUACGAAUACCUUCAUAAACUGGUUGAUGUCAUGAUAGAACUGAACUCGUUUGAAGAUACAAUGAUAAGGAAACAACUCAAACCUGAUCCUGCCCUUACUUUAUCUCAAGAUGGUUACCAAUGGCUUUCUAAGGAGGAAUUUGAACAGAAAUUUCUUGAGAAAAUUACUGGUGAUGAGCAUCGACAGUUAAUCUCCACCUUGGACCGAUUGCUAGCUCACCCUUACUCCUACAGAGUAGAGAAAGUAUUUCUUGAUGCCAGAAAAACCUUCACUAGUAUCAGUGCGGACGCGGUGAUACCAAAGCCUGAACUUCAACCUGACGGGCGGGAGUUUGUGAAAUUUGAAGGAUCGAAACGCAAGACUGCAUUUGCCGACGCAACAGUACGUUUCCCUGGUACUGGCAAAAUUGACAUUAACGGGUUCGAUCUCUCCUACUUUCAAGACCUCCACACCAGAGAACAGUUGCUGUUUCCUUUGCAUUUCACUGGAAUGCUGAACCAGGUGGAUAUUGAGGCUAAGGUGAGAGGUGGCGGCUACAUGGCGCAGGCUAGGGCUAUACGCUAUGCUGUGUCCAUGGCUCUACGCAGUUUUGUCUAAUGUUGGGCUACAUGUUUCAGUUGCUGUUUCCUUUGCAUUUCACUGGAAUGCUGAACCAGGUGGAUAUUGAGGCUAAGGUGAGAGGUGGCGGCUACAUGGCGCAGGCUGGGGCUAUACGCUAUGCUGUGUCUAUGGCUCUACGCAGUUUUGUCCCUCUGGAAAUGGUUGAACAGAUGCGACUAGUGGGUCUUCUAACCAGGGACAAAAGAAGAAAAGAAAGGAAGAAGCCAGGUCAAGAAGGUGCAAGGAGAAAGUUUACUUGGAAGAAACGUUAAACUAGCUUUUGUUGUUGUAAUUAUAUAUUUGUAAUUCA